CGUACCAUAUCCAGACCACAUUAUUGUGGUCGUCGUGCUUCCCGCCCCCACGGCCGGUGAACUAGCCGCAACGACGGCGACGACGACCACUGGUCCAUGAGAACCCGGUGCGGCCGUACCCGUACGUGUCAUCCCGGCAGCCUCGAAACGACCGCGGUGGGCGCGUGCCAACAAGGCGCGCCUCAGGGCAAGGCAAGAGCACCACCACCGCUAGCUUAAGCUUGAGCGUGCGAGCCAGCCGUCACAAGUGGACACCAGUUAGCACCACCAUCUUGCGCGCAAAGAUCAACGCCAGCAAUGGCCUUGAUGCCUGUGGAGCUCUGCUACGCCACGUUGGCAUCUCCGGUGGCGGCGCCGUCGGGCAGGAGGGUGCCUAGGCGGCGGGCGGUGGUGCGGUGCGCGGCGACCGCGCCCGCGCCGAUGGGGGAGAAGACCGAGUACAGGGACGGGCCGCUGGAGCGCGCGUUCAUGGGGCUGUUCGCGCGCAAGAUGGAGAAGUUCGCCGGACGGAAGAAGAAGCCGGGCCCGGGCGGCGAGGAGGAGAAGAAGGCGGUGUGGGAGUGGGACUACGAGAGCUUCGUGGACGUGUCGCGGCGGGUGAUGGUUGGGCGGUCGCGCGCGCAGCAGCAGGAGGCCGUCCGCGAGGUGCUCCUCUCCAUGCUCCCUCCCGGCGCCCCCGAGCAGUUCAAGAAGCUCUUCCCGCCCACGCGCUGGGCCUGCGAGUUCAACGCCGCCCUCACCGUCCCUUUCUUCCACUGGCUCGUCGGCCCAUCAGAGGUUAUCGAGGUAGAGGUUGACGGAGUGAAGCAGAGGAGUGGAGUGCUCAUAAAGAAAUGCAGGUACUUGGAGAACAGCGGGUGCGUUGGGAUGUGCGUCAACAUGUGCAAGAUCCCCACGCAGAGCUUCUUCACCGACGAGUUCGGCCUUCCCCUCACCAUGAAUCCAAACUUUGAAGACAUGAGCUGCGAAAUGAUAUAUGGUCAGGUGCCCCCACCACUGGAAGAAGAUCCAGUGUCAAAACAACCCUGCUAUCCCAGCCUCUGUUCCAUAUCGACGCCCUCCGCAGCAAUAUGCCCCAAAAUUCAGAACUAGAGAAAGCAACGAAAACAUUCCUGAAUUCAGAUCUUGGUCGCUUUCAGUUUCUUCUGCAAGCGCUCACAAGGGUUUUGAUACAUAAAUAAUUGUGCAUGGUAUCCGAUAGGCCAGAAUUUCAACAGGGACAAUAGAUAGUGCAUCGGUAAAUUUUAUACACUCAAUGUAUAUAAUGUAGCCCAUAUCUUACAGGAAAUGCAAGGGUACAUCAUCCGAAUAACUACUACUAAUUUUGUAAUUGCUGCAUCUUUUCGCCGCAUGACUAGAGUUUUCGGCUGUCUAUCUUUUUGUAAUAAAGAGUAAAAUAUGUCUACUGUA
Molecule: messenger RNA, 1410 nt
Organism: Hordeum vulgare subsp. vulgare (domesticated barley)
Lineage: Eukaryota; Viridiplantae; Streptophyta; Magnoliopsida; Poales; Poaceae
Product: beta-carotene isomerase D27, chloroplastic
Exons: 5
Coding region: 298-1092 (264 amino acids)
Molecular function (GO): iron ion binding
Source: RefSeq, a predicted model, not a curated record